UCUCGUGGCAGUGGAUCGAUUGCGACCGGGUCCACAUCAAUACUGCCUUAUUUAUGAUGCAGUUCCAGCUGUGGAAGCAAUAUUAGUAGUAGUAGUAGGCUAUGAUGUCCUGACGAAGAUGUGCGUAUAUUGUUUUUUUUUGGUUUUGCUUUGGCAAUCCUUGUAAUGGAGUAUAGAGGGGCUGUAGAAAUCAUUCAAAGCAACCCAUGCCAUGUCCUUGUGACGUGUGUGGAAACUAAACAUAGGAAAUAUCAUUGUGUGCGGGCAGAUUGUUUCAGCUUCAGAACGAUGAAGAUAGUGAUUUUAAUGGUGCACCUUAUUGGCCUCGCCUUCGGUCAGUAUCAGUGGACAAUAUUCGACCAGGAGCACGUGAACCUUUGCAGCGAAAGUUACAGCUGCGGCGGGCGUACUCACACCAUGUGUUACAAGGCUAACGAAACGCAUCCGAGAUGCCGCAGGUUCGAACCGAUCCGUCUGAGCGAGGCAAGCAUCAAGAGCUUCAUGAUGGGACACAAUGGAUUGCGGAACAAGGUCGCAACGGAUCCCCGGCGGCCGGCGACGGAUAUGCAGUUUCUGCACUGGGACCGGGAUCUUCAAUCCAUGGCGGAGCGUUGGGUUCGCCAGUGCAUCGUCGGGUACGAUGAGUGUGAUUUGCUUCAGGGGCUGUUCACCGCGGUAGUUCAAUCUUGUCACCCUUUUUGUUUGUUUUUGUUCCCAUUCAAAAAAAAAAAAGGUAACCCCUCCUUUCCGAUCGGCCAGAACGUUUUCUUCCAUCCCAAACCGAUACUGCAGCACUGGGAAGCGCUCGCACUCAGUACGUGGUUCGCCGAAAAGGACCGACCGGGCAGCAGCAACCUGUCCGUCGGUCGGCUGCAGAGCGCCGGGGUGUCCAACUACACGCAACUCAUCUGGGCCCGCACUCAGUUUGUGGGUUGCGGUGCGGCCAGCAUGUACGGCGGCCAUCUGAUCGUCUGCUACUACCAUCCCAGGGGCAACGUCAUCGGCCAGCCGGUGUACACGGUGGGCCGGCGUGCCUGUACCGGUUGCCCGCAGGAGCGUGCGGCCUGUUCGCACGUGUUCCGAGGGCUUUGUGGAAUUGGUAAGUGACUGGUUGCGCUUCGCCCGCGCAAAGACUCGGCUCGGCAACCCAAACUCGCCCAACUCGUUGCAGAUGAUAAACAUUCUGCGGGACAGCGAACGUACGCGCACAACGCAUUGCUGCUGCUGAUGAUGAUGAUGUUUAUUGCCACCGUUUGGAGUACCGGGUCGAUCGGCUGGAAGAGCGAAAGGACGUGAGAACAGGCGCACGCGAAAAUGGAGGAGCACACAAAGAACGCAAACUGGCUGGUGAGUUAAUUAAAUGAAGCGAGCAAAUUAAAAAACAAACCUCCACCAAACACACACACACACACUGCCACGGAAUGAAGUUAUAAAAAAGUCAUUAAGUUGACACGUUUACAAUCUGCAAAUCCGCGUGAUAUGCGUGUGUGUUAGGUGGCGUGCGCGCACGCUCGCGACCAAAACCGCGGCAUGGAAAUAGCACAGCAGAGGGAGGCGAAUGGGCCUGCCCGCUGCUCAUUAGCUGCCCGGUUUAGGUG
Anopheles coluzzii is the source of this 1598-nucleotide messenger RNA. RefSeq names its product venom allergen 5-like. NCBI's taxonomy places the organism in Eukaryota, Metazoa, Arthropoda, Insecta, Diptera, Culicidae. The record is from RefSeq and is a predicted model, not a curated record. The transcript is spliced from 5 exons. The coding region runs from base 166 to 1107 and encodes 313 amino acids.